CAUGGCACCUGAAUAUGUUGUUCGCGGGCACUAUUCAACCAAAUCAGACGUGUUUAGCUUCGGAAUUCUAGUUUUAGAGAUUAUAACUGGAAGAAGAAACUGUGGAUCUUACAACUCCAAGCAAUCCGUUGACCUCUUAAACCUUAUAUGGGAGCAUUGGACCAAGGGAACGAUAUUGGAGAUAGCUGAUCCGUCCCUUGCAAGCAGAAGCAGUGCUCCUGAAGAGGAGAUACUCACCUACGUUCACAUCGGAUUGAUGUGCGUUCAGGAGAGCCCUGCGGAUAGGCCUACGAUGUCACGGGCGAAUGCGAUCCUUAACAGCGACACCGUCUCGCUUCAGGCACCGUCCAAGCCGGCUUUCUGCAUCCGGGCAAGUAGUGCCGGGCCGGAACCACGACACGGCGCCUCGCAAGGCCGUGGCAGGCCGCAGUGGCGGAGCUAG
This is a messenger RNA of Triticum dicoccoides, 442 nucleotides long. RefSeq names its product cysteine-rich receptor-like protein kinase 6. Gene Ontology annotation, biological process: protein phosphorylation. The record is from RefSeq and is a predicted model, not a curated record. The transcript has 2 exons. The coding region runs from base 2 to 442 and encodes 146 amino acids. Lineage: Eukaryota; Viridiplantae; Streptophyta; Magnoliopsida; Poales; Poaceae. Gene Ontology annotation, molecular function: protein kinase activity; ATP binding.